AUGUUGCCGACGUAUCACAGGGGUGGGUGUCCCUGUUUCCCUUCUCUGAUCCCUCCCGCUACCUUCAUGUCUUUUAUGUCGAAUUUCUGUCACCGGCUGGCGCAUCUUUCUUUGAUGGAUUUGCAGUUCUCGCUAGCCCAGUUUUCUCUUCUUCUAUUUUCGCCACGCAAAGUUUACGAGUUCGCCAGUAUCCGGAAGAAACAGAAAAACUAUUACGCUCGAGAUGACCCAGGUUUUCUGCUGCUCCUCUUCUUCUUCUUCCUUGUCACUGGCGUUGUAUACGCUCUUGCCUUCUCUCACUCCGCUGUCGGCUUUCUAUUCACAUCCUUAGCUCCCCCUGUCUACUUGCUGCUUUCGGCUCUCAUUUUCCCUUUCUUACACUACGUUUUUCUUCGUUGUCGUCCCCGACCGUCUCAUUCGCGCUUACGUUCUAGCCACUCUUCGCGAUCACGCGAAGGACGGCAUUUGGCCCCGUCUUCAUCUGCAGGGCCCCGCCCUGAGUUGCUCUUUUGUUUCGAUGUUCACUGGAAUGCCUCGUUUCUGUAUCUUGUCUUUGGCCUCAUUCUCUAUCUCGUACUCCUCCCUCUCCUUCGUCUUCUUCCUCUGACCCUCGAAGUCUUGCUUGCAAAUUCCGUACAGGUUGUUGGACUUACUGCGUACUGUUACAUCACAGCUCUGGGAUACGCACGACUCGGGUUCUCAGACUCUUCACUUCCCUUCUUCCUGCCUGCUCUUCUUUUUCUCGUUGUCGCCACUGUGGCUACUGUCUUCUCCGUCAACCUCGGAGACAUUCUCGUCAGUUCUCUCCUCUAUUCUCAGAACCAAGUUGCCGGACCUGCCGUGCAGGUAAUUGGUGUCCAAGAGUCUACAGUUAGGGGGGCGAAUACCACGAUGGGGACGCCGCCAGGUGUCCCUGAGGUGUCAGUGCACCUGGAAUCAACGGCUGGCAAGUGA
Toxoplasma gondii ME49 is the source of this 954-nucleotide messenger RNA. RefSeq lists its product as hypothetical. The record is from RefSeq and is a predicted model, not a curated record. The coding region runs from base 1 to 954 and encodes 317 amino acids. Lineage: Eukaryota; Apicomplexa; Conoidasida; Eucoccidiorida; Sarcocystidae. The transcript has a single exon. Gene Ontology annotation, cellular component: Golgi membrane.